AUGCGAUCGUUAGCGCCGCAGAGAGUGGGGGAGCGGACAGAGAUCCGCACCAAAUCAAAAUCAGCCUAUCGCCUCAGCCCCCCCUUGGACAUCCAGCUGGAGACGCUCAACUGCACUGCCCUACGGGUGCGCUGGAAGAUGCCCAGGCGCCAUGUCAGCACCAUCACAGGGUACAAGGUCUUUUACACUGAAAUGAGAGGUGCUCGGACGUUUGGAAAUGCAGCCACUCUGGACGUGCCGCUCAGCCUGGACAUGUUGGCCAUUGAUGUGGCCAUAUCCAACCUGAAAGUGGCCACCGUGUAUCGGGUCAGUGUCGGGGCGUACGGAUGGGCCGGCGAGGGCCGCCCCAGCAUGCCGCGGGACAUCAGCACUGCUUCUCACGAGGUGUGUAUGACCCCCUCUCCCCCGACGCAGCCCAGUGUCGUAGCGGUGUCCGACACCGAGCUGGCAUUGUCAUGGCAACAGGGCGAGAGCGAGGGGAGCUCUCCUGUGCUGCACUUUCUCGUGGCUUACAUCAGGCCAGAAAUGGACACGGAGUGGACGUACAUCCGGGAGCCGGUGGAGGCCAACUCCAUGGUGCUGAAAGGCCUUUUCCCCGACACGGAGUACCAGUUUGUAGUGCGAGCCGUCAACAUCCACGGAGUGAGCCCUCCCAGCACCAUCAAUAAUCCGGUGCGGACCCUUGCCCCCGUCCCCUCUUGGGCUGAGGCCUUGUGGGGUGACAGCUUCCGGUACGUGGUGAGGCCUAGCGACUCCAGGCGCAGAGGCUCAGCAGAUGUUGGCAGUGGGGACUAUGGCCAGCGCUACAUCACCGACUCGAAGAUAAAGGACGACGAUGGCUUUGACGUGGAUGACUCCGACUAUGACGUCUUCAUUGAGGAGCUGAAAAAGUUUCCAGCCGUCACUGGCGAUAACAGGAGAUCCCAGCUGAGGUCCAGAACUGGAGUUCCGAGGAAUGGGAACGUCAUUUUCCGGAUGAGUCCAAAGUCCCCCAACAGCACCACUCCCGUGCCUGUGUGGAGCACCUCCAUCUCCCCCUCCCCCUCCGUCACCGUCAGCCCCACCCUCUCCACCCCUCUCGCCUCCUCCUCCACAGGGGGCCCUGCGCCCACCCAGGCCGUGCCCGCCACCACCACCGCCUCCAUCCCCGCCCUGUCCCGCACCGACGCGGACGUGCCCGUCCUGCCCGACCCCACGCCCUCGCGCCCCCUGACCCCGUGGAAGGGCGACGUGCCACGGCUGUACGACCUGGCGUGCGAGGACACGGUGUGCCCGUCCGACAGCUUCUGCCUGAGCGACUACGACAGCGGGGGCUCGCGCUGCCACUGCAGCCUGGGUCGCCGCGGAGACACCUGCUCCGAGGGUGUGAUGGUGCAGUUCCCCAAGUUUCAUGGCUACUCGCACGUGACCUUUGAGCCGCUGAAGAACUCUUACCAGACCUUUCAGAUGACCGUGCAGUUUAAGGCGGAGGCUGAAGAUGGACUAGUGCUGUACUGUGGGGAGAAUGAGCAUGGUCGAGGAGACUUCACCUCCCUGGCAUUGGUCCGGGGCAAAAUUCACUACAGGUUUAACUGCGGCACGGGCACGGCCCAGAUCAUGAGCGAGAGCAGGGUGGUGCUGGGACAGUGGCACACCGUCACCAUCUUCAGGGACGGCCUGACCGGCUGGCUCCGCAUGGACAACGACACGCCUGUCUCUGGACGAUCACCGGGCCAGUACACCAAGAUCACCUUCCGCUCCCCGCUCUACCUGGGCGGGGCGCCCAGCGUCUACUGGCUGGUGAGAGCGGCGGGCACCAACCGCGGCUUCCAGGGCUGCAUCCAGUCCCUCAACGUCAACGGCAGGCUGCUGGACCUGCGGCCCUGGCCUCUGGGCAGCGCCCUGAGCGGAGCGGACGUGGGGGAGUGCAGCGAUGGCGUGUGCGAUGAGGUCACCUGUGCCAACGGAGGGCUGUGCUUCGCCAACCGCGCAGACGGCUUCAUCUGCCUGUGCCCGCUCGGCUUCCGAGGCCAGCUCUGCGAGGAGAGUUUCCUGCUGGCUCUGCCCCUCUUCAACGAGACCAUGCGCUCGUACGCUAGCGCCCCCUGGCCCCAGUCCCACCACAGCUACCUCUCCUUCAUGGAGUUCGAGAUCGUCUUCCAGCCGACCAGGCCCGACGGCACUCUGCUCUACAGCGACGAUUUCGCCAGCCGCGACUUCCUGUCCAUCAACCUGGCGGACGGCUUCGUGGAGUUCCGCUUCGACUGUGGCUCCGGGGCGACUGUCAUUAGGAGUGAGGAGGCCAUCGGCAUGAACUCCUGGCACGAGGUGCGUGUGUCGCGCACGGCGAAGAGUGGCAUCCUGCAAGUGGACAACCAAAGCCCCACCGAGGGCAAAGCAGAGGGGGCCUUCACUCAGAUCAAGUGCAGCUCUCCCAUCUACAUCGGCGGCGUCCCGGACUACACCAUCACCAAGAGCAGCGCCGCCGUGCGCCGGCCCUUCAGCGGCACCAUUCAGAAGAUCGUGCUGAAUGACCGCAACAUACCACUGACCAAGGACUUUGCGUUCGGCGUGAACGUGGAGAACGCAGCCCACCCGUGCAUGCACAGCCCCUGCGCCAACGGCGGGACGUGCCGCCCGAAGUGGGACAGCUACGAGUGCGACUGCGCCCUGGGCUACGAUGGCAAACACUGCCAGAAGGAAUGUGGGAAUUACUGCCUGAACACUGUAACUGAGCCAAUUGAAAUACCCCAGUUCACAGGGCGCAGCUAUCUGACCUACGACAGCCGGGAAAUCUUAAAAAGGGUGGCCGGUGUCAGGACCAAUAUGUUCAUGCGCUUUAAGAGCACGUCCAAAGACGGCCUGCUGCUGUGGCGGGGGGACAUGAGGCCCAACAGCGACUACCUGGCCCUGGGCCUGCAGGACGGCGCUCUGGUCUUCAGUUAUAACCUCGGUAGUGGUCCAACAUCUGUUGUCCUCAAUGGCACCUUCAAUGAUGGCAGAUGGCACAGAGUAAAAGCAGUCAGGGACGCUCAAUUUGGGAAACUGACAGUGGACGACUACGGCGCUAAAACUGGGAGGUCUCCGGGAAAAAUGAGGCAGCUCAAUAUCAACGGUGUCUUAUAUGUUGGGGGGAUGAAGGAGAUCGCGCUGCACACCAACAGGCAGUACAUGCGCGGGCUGGUGGGAUGUGUGUCGCACUUCACCCUCUCCACCGACUACCACAUAGCCCUGGUGGAGGACGCCACCGACGGCAAGAACAUCAACACCUGCACCAACUGAGCACGGCUCCUGACGCCCGUCCCGCCCACAACACUCUCACCACACCUGUGGGGGAAACGCCAGAGCCUGCUGUGCCGACGCUGCCAUCCAAAAAAAAAC
Molecule: messenger RNA, 3360 nt
Organism: Sardina pilchardus (European sardine)
Lineage: Eukaryota; Metazoa; Chordata; Actinopteri; Clupeiformes; Clupeidae
Product: pikachurin
Exons: 24
Coding region: 1-3261 (1086 amino acids)
Molecular function (GO): protein binding; calcium ion binding
Source: RefSeq, a predicted model, not a curated record